AAACAUGGAGUCGAGGAGGCUCAGGAGUACAUCCAGCAGUCAGGACUGACGCAGCUGCUGGUGAGGAAGUGCAGCAAAGGGACGGGCUUCAGCAAGCUGUGGCUGCUGCGAGACCUGGAGAUCCUCUCCAUCAUGCUCUACUCCUCCAAGAGGGAGAUCCACUCCAUGGCCCAGGACCCCGAGCGGGACCAGAGAGAGCAGGACAAGGAGCACGACUCGGACCACUCCAGCUGCUGCGCUGACGACACCGACGUCAACAAGCCCGACCCCCUGGAGGGUCUCGACGAGGAGACAAAGAUUUGCUUCCAGAUCACCCACGAUGCCUUAAACGCCCCGCUGCCCAUCCUGCGAGCCAUGUACGAGCUGCAGAUGAAGAGAACCGACUCCUUCUUCCUGGAGGUGCAGAAGAGGUCAGACACUUUCUUUUCUCAAU
Molecule: messenger RNA, 433 nt
Organism: Plectropomus leopardus (leopard coralgrouper)
Lineage: Eukaryota; Metazoa; Chordata; Actinopteri; Perciformes; Serranidae
Source: RefSeq, a predicted model, not a curated record